Messenger RNA from Aplosporella prunicola CBS 121167, 354 nucleotides. RefSeq lists its product as uncharacterized. Bases 1 to 354 code for a protein of 117 amino acids. The transcript is spliced from 3 exons. The record is from RefSeq and is a predicted model, not a curated record. Lineage: Eukaryota; Fungi; Ascomycota; Dothideomycetes; Botryosphaeriales; Aplosporellaceae.
AUGCGCUUCCUCGCAAUCAUCUCCGCGGCAAUGGCCUUUGCAGGCACCGUCAACUCAUUCGAGUACCCCCCAGGAAACCUCGACAUCUCUGGCCUUCCAGAGUGCAUGCAAGACUGCAUGUACAAAUACGAGAGGCACUACAACGUCAGCGCGUCGACAGCCGAGCGGUUCUGCAAGACGGACAAGGCCGAAGUCAGGGCGUUUAAGGACCAGUACCUCUAUCCAUGCUACGAAAGGUUGUGCAGCAGAGCUCCGCUGUUGAUUCGGGAGUGGAAAGCGUGGUUGAGACAUAACUGCGGGUCGCCGUGGGAUGGGUUCCAGAUGCCGGACCAGGCUGCUGCGGCUGCUCAGUGA